Messenger RNA from Gadus morhua (Atlantic cod), 3126 nucleotides. It is a transcript of the gene e2f7, whose product is annotated as E2F transcription factor 7. NCBI's taxonomy places the organism in Eukaryota, Metazoa, Chordata, Actinopteri, Gadiformes, Gadidae. Gene Ontology annotation, molecular function: RNA polymerase II cis-regulatory region sequence-specific DNA binding; DNA-binding transcription factor activity, RNA polymerase II-specific. The coding region runs from base 242 to 2104 and encodes 620 amino acids. The record is from RefSeq and is a predicted model, not a curated record. The transcript is spliced from 13 exons. Gene Ontology annotation, cellular component: RNA polymerase II transcription regulator complex. Gene Ontology annotation, biological process: regulation of transcription by RNA polymerase II.
GCUCGUAGCCGUUGAUUGGCUGCGGCGAGGCAGGCUCCUGAGAGCGCCAGAAAACAAUCUUUAGCGGGUCUUCUUCAGACUCCAGCCCUGGUUCAGUCUCCAGAGUCCCGCUGUAGAGUCCAGAGUGAACCGGACCGUCCGCGGCUAUGAGGACCUGAAGACCUGAAUACCCCCUCCAGACCCUCCAGACCCUCCAGGACUACUGGACGAUUGAGACCAGGAUUACCUUACCUUUACUAAGAUGUUUCGCGUGUCUCUGAAAGACCUCAGCAGUCCAGGGAGGACCAUGGACCUCAGCGGAGACGUCCACCGCUCGGCAAGUGACCAGAAGGAGAACAUCUGCACUGGGCGGCCUGCCCCCACCCGGACCCCCGCUGAGCUCCAGUCUCCCGCUGACAUGCGGACACCUGUCAAGCACGCGGGUGACUCCCCCCAGCCUGAGCCCUGGACCCCUACCGCCAACCUGAAGAUGUUGAUCAGCGCCGCCAGCCCCGACAUCAGACGCAUGAGAAAGUGUGAUGCGGUGGAGGAGGAGGAGGAGGAGGGGGAGGAUGGCGAGGCCAAGCCCAGCAGGAAGCAGAGGAGUCUGGGGCUGCUGUGUCAGCGCUUCCUGGCCCUCUACCCCGACCACCCCCAGGACAACGUGACCAUCUCAUUGGACGAGGUCGCCAGCAGUCUGGGCGUGGAGCGGCGGCGGAUCUAUGACAUCAUCAACGUGCUGGAGUCCCUGAGCAUGGUGGACCGCGUGGCCAAGAACUGCUACACCUGGUGGGGCCGGCGGCGCCUGGGGGCGCGGCUGGGGGAGCUGCAGCGCCACGCCCACCAGCAAGGCAGCGGCCCUGCCCCCGCCACCACGCCCCGGGACGAGGAGGCCGCCGACGGAGACGCCGUCAGUGUGACGGCCAACAGGAAGGACAAGUCUCUGCGCAUCAUGAGCCAGCGCUUCGUGUCGCUCUUCCUGGUGUCGGAGUCGCAGUGCGUUACCUUGGAGACGGCCGCCCAGCUGCUGAUCGACCACAACGCCACCAGCCACAGCAAGUACAAGACUAAGGUGCGGCGUCUCUACGACAUCGCCAACGUCCUGACCAGCCUGGCGCUCAUCAAGAAGCUCCACGUCCGCGGAGACCGGGGCAGGAAGCCCGCCUUCCAGUGGCUGGGCCCGAUCUGCUUCAGCACCCCCCCCGUUGCCAUGGCAGCAGUCACUCCACCAGAAAGUGUCUCAGAGCCAAUCUCAGCUCCGAGUGGCCGGGAGGCCAAGCUGACCCGCCACGCCUCCUUCAAUGUCCCGCCGAGCCGUAGCUCCGCCCACCGCCUGGUGAACUCCGCCCCCUGCAGUCCCACCUCCAGGCCAGCAGCCGUAUCCCAGCAACCACUGGACUGUUCUAGACACGCCCUCCUGGACCUCAGCUACAGAGAGGGCGUGUCGACCCCCCUGCAGGCCCCCUACUCACAGCCCCGCCCACAUCUUGAGGAAGACUCCGCCCCUCAGCGGGUGGCCUACCUGCCCAGCCUAUCACAGCCCUCUGUGGUGCUGCUGUAUGGGGGUCAGAGGUCACCCAAGAGGAAGAGGGACGGAGAGGAAGAGGAUGAGGAGGAGACUGAGAACCGCCAUGGGGGGGGCUCUGACCCCAGCGGCCCCGCCCAACCCUACCACUACCUCUACGUCCCGCACAACGCAGGCCUCAACAGCAUCAACUUCCUGUUGUCCGCCAGCCAAUCAGCGGCCGGCCUCUCUCUGCCCACGCUGGCACUGCCCUACGUGCUCCUCCCCUCCUACCCAGUCGCCCCCGGCGACGCACACCCCUCCCCCCUCGGCUUCCUGUCCCAGGCCAACUUCCUAAUGGGCGCGGCGGGGCCUUAUGGGCACCCGGGGGCGGAGCUUGGCGUGACGCUAGCCCCUCCCCCGCAGAGCAAGAGGGACGACGUCGCCAAGCAGCAACCACUGACGCCUCGCACCCCCAAAGAGACCACGCCCACUCCCAGCGGCGGGACCUUCUUCCAGACGCCGGGAACGCUGGGUAGUGUAGUCCCGGCUAUCGGCAGGAGAAAGAGAGGCUCCGCCCAGAGACGGCUGGACGUAGGCCACACCCCCCAGGCUAGCUGAGCCAAUCGCAGCGCACUGCUCUCUGGCCAGGAGAAGACCUCAGAGGAAACUCUGAUCUGAACAGAACAUUGAUCAUAGUUCUAUGAUCCAAUACUUAAAUUGAACUUCUUCAAAUGUUACAUAUUCUACAGGACAACGUUUGUGGAGGUUCACUGAAGGAAGCUCUCGAUGUUACCUCCUAUGAAGCCUCAUGGCCAACGGAUCCUCUGGCUGAUCUGUCUCGUGGAGAGACCGACGGCGGCCGUGUUGUGAACACAGCCCCCUCUUGUGGCCACAGUGUGUGCUAUGACCACAUGCUACUUCCUGUCCUCUAUUGAUUUGUGUUUUUACUCCAGUGCUAAUUUAUAUUUUAAUUAAUAUAUGUGUAAAUGACUUGUGGAGGAUAACGAUGGUGUCUUCUCGAAGCAGUGCCAAGUGGACCGGAACUGCUUGAAUGUUUGAGGUUAAAUCACUAAAGCCUUAAGUUUACAGCCAGGCAGCCGCUGCUAAUGGUUACUAUGGUUACCCUGGUGCUGCCCUCUGGGACCUUUGACCUGAUGGUGCUGUCGUUGUGGCAACCGACGUUUCUAAUACUUGAAUUCCCUGUCGGGGACUUAGUCUUCCAGAUGUGAAUUUUGGAGAUAUGGAAUUACUUCAACGUACUGUAACAACCACUAGCCUCACGAAACAAGCUUUACGGUAGGGGCUGUAACUUUACAACCUGGUACCCUGCUGUGACUUUACACCCUGGUUCCUGGUACCCUGCUGUAACUUUAGACCCUGAUUUCUUGUACACCAGCUCAUGCUGGUUUCGGUCAUCACUAAGUUGCAGACUUGGGUAAGAAAGGAAGCUUCUAAUGUCUUGUUGAACGGCUGGACGUGGACCCAUACGACUGUAGCACCAGCUCUCUAAUGCCUUGCACAAUGGUUAGCAUUUAGGGGCAGUCACCCCACGCCCUGAAGCAUUCUGGGCCACGCCCACUUAUUCAACAUGUCAAACACAAAUGUUAGGUACACUCUGUAAUAAAAUGGUUAAAAACUAA